Molecule: messenger RNA, 2694 nt
Organism: Melozone crissalis (California towhee)
Lineage: Eukaryota; Metazoa; Chordata; Aves; Passeriformes; Passerellidae
Gene: NDUFAF2
Product: NADH:ubiquinone oxidoreductase complex assembly factor 2
Exons: 4
Coding region: 78-593 (171 amino acids)
Biological process (GO): mitochondrial respiratory chain complex I assembly
Cellular component (GO): membrane
Source: RefSeq, a predicted model, not a curated record
GGCGGGCCGCGGUCUCCGUGUCUCCGUGUCCAGGUGUCCGCGGGCGGGGUGCCGCGGCCUUCCAUCGGGAUCCCGGCAUGAGCCGCGCCUUGCAGGCUCUCCGCGCUCUGCGGCUGCGGCUCGUGGGGCCUGCCAAGGAGCUGGUGGGCACCGACCAGUUUGGCAACAAGUACUACCGGGUGCCCAAGUACGAGAGCCGCGCAGGGCAGAUUAUACCGGAAAGAAGAUUUGUAGAAGCAGUAAAUCGUGAAGCAUAUCAGUAUCAAAUUGGUGACUUUCCAACAGAAUGGGAAGCAUGGAUAAGAAAAAAGAGAGAAGAUCCACCCACAAUUGAGGAGAUUCUUAGGAAUGAAAGUUAUAGAGAAGAAAUGAAGCAGAAAGUCAAGGAUGUAUCUGAAAAGGAUAAGCUGCUUCAGGCCAAGGAGUAUGAGGAAGGACUUGUUGCUGAACCAAGUCAUACUCAGGUUAAAGGCCACGCAUCUGCCCCUUACUAUGGAAAGAAGGAGCCCUCACAAGACCCCACAAGCACUGCAAAUACCUUCCAGCCAGGUGCCUGGAUGCCACCAGGCAGUGGUAGUAGUCAAAAUAAAUAAGCAAUUUCAUGGACAGGUACUGUUAAUGGAUUAAUAUUUUAACAGAUGACAUACACAGCUGUUAUAUACAAGAGUACUACAAUAAAGUAGUAUUAAAGCAGUUUGAGUUACUUUUGCAGAACUAUUCAAAUAGGCUUGAUCAUGACAAAGUAUUGUUGAGGUGUUUGGGUUUUGUGAAAAAUGGUAUGUUACUAAGUUUGGUUUUGAUAGUUGCUGCUCAUCAGUUACUCUUGAAUUCAUUUUAAAAAGACUAUCUAAAUUUUCUUUAAGUCUAAAUUGCUUUUUUCCUUGAAGACUAAUUUAGUUUUAAAACUGUUCUUGAUAUAAGAAUUGUUGUCUGUACACUUAGAUUUUCCCAAGCCUUUGCCAAGACAUCUCUUCAGAAUAAAUCCCUUGGGAGUGCCAGCAUGCUUUCCGCUGGCAAGCAGACGGAAAAGUUGAUUUCAUUAACAGGAAUCACUAUGACACUACACUGAUUACACACUGUACUCAUCAUAGAGAUGUUCUUGGAACUUAAAACAAUCAACAUAUUUGAAUGUUUGAUUUUAAAACAGUCAACAUAUUUGAAUGUUUGAUUUGCAGACAGCAAUUUGUACAGGGUAAAACCAGUUAAAAUACAUAUAACUGCUAUAAUAGAAGCUAGAAGUACUUGAUAAAGCUGCUGGAAAAUAACACUAGGUCUGGAACAAGGGACUGUCAUGAAUAUUAAAAAAAAUACUAGUUUUUAUUCCUUGUGUAUCCAUGGACUUCCCUAGAUGAUGAGAUCAUUUUGGCCAUAGUUUAGAUACAUAAAAUGUGCAGAUUAUUUGCUUAGAGAUGAUGUUUGAGAACUUCAAAUAAAAAUGAAGAUGACACAACUUUUUUUCAAAAAGUAUCAAAUUUAUUUAUGGAGUGUAUCCCUCAUCAGUUUUCCUCCCUGUGUUUCAAGCUAUGUAGGUAUCAAAGGUAGAACACAUACAUAUUUGACAACACUUCAUACAAAACAUGGAGACUUAAUCUCACGUAUUUAUAAAAUGCCCAAAUGUUGUAUUCCAAUAAUGCUUGCUUUCACCAACAAAAUUGAAAGGGGAUCAACUUCAAGUUUACUUAAAAGUAAUUUCAGUUAGACUCCCCACUUCUGAUCCCCCUUGGUGUCAGCCAGCUCUACAGGUCUCUUCAUUUGAACAAUGGUAUUAUUUAAAGGUUUUAUUUUUAAACCUGAUCAAAGAGUAGCUGCUAGAAUGCACAACUCUGUGCUGAUGCAAAAUGUAAAAUCUUAAUGACUGCUACAAGCUCUUUUGAAAUAGACUAUGUAGAGGUCACCACAGACUAUUAUUAAAAAAUUAGGAUUUGAAAAAUUAAUCAAGUCUAUUAAGAAGAGAUUAAUUGGAAAUAAGGUUAGAUAAUUUUGAUGUAUUUACAACACAAACCUGACUUUUUUGACUAUGUCAGCAUUUUGCAACCUUUAAGGCAGCAGAGUUUGAAGGGCCAUGAGAACAAAAAUCCUACCUAAACACAAGUCUUAGAUCAAAGGUAGCCAGGUGGUUACUGUCACCAGAACUACUGUCACCAGCUCAUGCAACACCCUUGCACAGCCAUCUGCUAUAGCAGAACACUAGGACACCUGGGUCUUUGGUCUCACCCAACUUAUGGCUAUUCUUUGAGGCAUAAAGAAUUUAUGAAGGCAAAACCAAAUUAGUUACAGGUGGAGCAUUGUUUGUUAGGGAAGCUCAAACAACAGUACUGUAUUUUAUAGAACAUGAGUGCCUUAAGAGAAAUGAAGCUAAUAAGAACAAGCAAUCAGUUUCCUGGAACUUGGGCUGAAGUUAAAGUCUGUUCAUGGCUUGUAGUUCAGGAAAAAGUAAAAGCUAAGGUAGGUUAUUUCUGCAGACAAGCAGCACCAUCAAAGACACUGCAGCAGCCACUAUGGGCACACACAGCCAUAUGCAGUGACCUUAAAUGAAAUCAGUCAUGUCUGCUAUCUAAUGCUACAGGUAGCUUGUCUCUACAGACCUGCUCAAGGUAUGCCAAAAAUUGCAUUUCUGUAAUCCAGUUUAUUAUUCACAUUUUCCCCUAAACUUGAUAAUUUUAAGACACUUGUUAAGUCAUAGCUCAGCUAAGA